Molecule: messenger RNA, 951 nt
Organism: Impatiens glandulifera
Lineage: Eukaryota; Viridiplantae; Streptophyta; Magnoliopsida; Ericales; Balsaminaceae
Exons: 5
Coding region: 1-951 (316 amino acids)
Source: RefSeq, a predicted model, not a curated record
AUGCAAUUCAGCCGAGGUCUGAAACGUUGCAAAGAGACGUUUGCGGCUUUUCCCAUGGUGGAUGAUGAGGAUGAGCCCAAAAGAAAAGGGGAAAUACCUAAGGAGGUCCAAGCGGUGCUGGAGGAGUUCAAAGAUGUGAUGCCCAACAAACUCCCAAGAAGAUUACCACCAGAACGGAACGUGGACCACAAAAUCGAGCUGAUGAUCGAUGUUAUGCCGCCAUCUCGCACGCCCUAUAGGAUGACACAACCCGAGCUAAAGGAGCUACAAAGUUAUUGGCAAGUGAGAAUUGCCAAGGGAGAUGAGCCCAAGACCGCCAUGGUAACCAGGUAUGGAUUGUACGAAUUCCUUGUUAUGCCUUUCGGCCUUACGAAUGCCCUAGCCACGUUUUACACUCUCAUGAACAAUGUUUUCCACCCUUACUUAGAUAAGUUUGUGGCCUUGCGCGAGAAUGAGUUAUACGCAAAGCUGGAAAAGUUCUCAUUCUCCCAAGAUGAGGUGAUGUUCAUGGGUCAUCGUGUGAAGUUCAGGGGUCACCAAUCGUGUAGCCGAUGCACUAAGUCGCAAGGCAGAACUGGCCGCCAUAAGCCAACCCGAGACCAACCCGAGACCAACCCGAGGGAACGCAUACGGGAAGGCCUGGAGAAAGAUCCCAAUGCGCAUGACAUGAUGGAAUUUGCUCGAAGUGGCAAGACCCUAAGGUUUUGGGUCGAAGACGGGUUGCUCCUUACGAAAGGGAAGCAGGUGUUCGUGCCCAAAUGGGGAAGCCUGCGACGUGAUGUUUUGAAGGAGUGUCACAAUUCAAAAUGGGCUGGACACCCCGGAAUGCAUCGCACUAUGGCACUCAUGGAUAAACACAGAGAUUUUCUCAUUUUAUUCCUGUUUCAUUUCCUUCAACCACUUUUCUGGUCAUUCAAGAUAGAUUAUCUUUUGCUGGCUAUACCAGCGUAG